Messenger RNA from Funneliformis mosseae, 546 nucleotides. NCBI's taxonomy places the organism in Eukaryota, Fungi, Glomeromycota, Glomeromycetes, Glomerales, Glomeraceae. The record is from the annotation of a GenBank genome assembly.
AUGUCGAUAAGCAACAUUGAAGAAAAACUUGAAAUAGCAAAAGACAGACUGCUCGAACUUGAUAGGGAGGAAAGUUUAAUAGAAGAAAGUACACCGUCAGAGAGUACAACGCCAGAGAGUACAACUACAAAAGAGUCAGGAAAAAUUGUAGUAUUUAGUGACGUGUCGCUUGAAAGAUACUGCAAGUUCCGUGGGGAAGGGAAACUGAAAAAGGCCAACAUUUACAUCCGUCUAGUUGAGGGAGAAAUCAUUACGUACAAAAUGCUGAGUUCUGCUCAUGGGUUUGUAGCACAAGAAUUGGCUAGUGAUUUGAAAAUUUGGAGCAACCGACAACUUAACGUUAUUAGCGAGCAGGACAUUAUCACUAGUGAUAACAGUAAGUAUUGUGCUGAUGUUAUAGCUGAACCAAGACAAAUCCCGCCACCUGCACCCAGAGAAGCGCAACCAACAAUCAUUAUAGAAGUGGCAAAAUCCGAGACUCUCAGCAGUUUGAAUGAUCUGACAGCAGAUUACUUUUCAGCUUCUACACAGACAAAUUCUACCCAG